AUGUCACCUCUAUGGGCUUCAGUUAAAAGGCUUCGAUUAAAUAUCAACAUGAGAGCGGUAAAUGACCCGUGGUUUUCUGAUUUUUUAUUACGAGUCGGUGAUGGAAAUGAGGAAACAUUGGACGAGUCCUAUAUUCGUAUACCUGAUAACAUGUCCAUUCGAUACACUGAUAAAACUAAAUCAGUGGACGCUCUGAUUGAUGCAAUAUUUCCUUCUUUGCAAUCCAACGGCGCCGAUUCAAAAUUUAUCAUUUCGAGGGCGAUAUUGUCAACUAAAAAUGAAAGUGUUGAUGAGAUUAAUAAUAAGUUGAUCGAACGAUUUUCUGGCGAGCAAAAAGUUUACUAUAGUUUUGAUGAAGCGGAAGAUGACAAAAACAACUUAUAUCCGAUGGAAUUGAUAUGUCGAGCUUUCCAACAAAAUGUCAUUGAUGCAGAGAUAGCUGUUGGCCAACAUGCUGGAAAAAGAGUGUUUUUACCAAGAAUUCAUCUAUGUCCGUCUGACGAUGAGAUGUUCCCAUUCAAACUUAAGAGAAAGCAAUUUCCAAUUCAGCUUAGUUUCUCUAUGACAAUCAAUAAAGCUCAAGGACAAACAAUUCCAAAUGUAGGUGUUUAUCUACCAGAAUCGGUUUUCUCACAUGGCCAGCUUUAUGUGGCGUUGUCCAGAGGAAUAUCACGUGUCAAUACCAAGGUAUUAGUAAAGCCGGAAAAAAACGUUUGA
Molecule: messenger RNA, 717 nt
Organism: Lactuca sativa (garden lettuce)
Lineage: Eukaryota; Viridiplantae; Streptophyta; Magnoliopsida; Asterales; Asteraceae
Source: RefSeq, a predicted model, not a curated record